Messenger RNA from Penicillium daleae, 303 nucleotides. RefSeq lists its product as uncharacterized. The record is from RefSeq and is a predicted model, not a curated record. Bases 1 to 303 code for a protein of 100 amino acids. The transcript has a single exon. Gene Ontology annotation, biological process: lipid metabolic process. Lineage: Eukaryota; Fungi; Ascomycota; Eurotiomycetes; Eurotiales; Aspergillaceae.
AUGAGAGGUGUCUAUAACCCUUGGGCUUCCGUGCACGAUUCUGUGAUCACCGAAGUGAGCUCCCUCCUAGAGAAGUACCCUGACUACACAUUGGAAUCGACCGGCCAUUCACUUGGUGGGGCGCUCACUUAUGUCUCCUACGUGGCUCUCGCCCAAAACUUCCCCGGAACCCCAAUCACCAGCAAUGCCAUGGCUGCAUUCCCGAUUGGAAACACGGCCUGGGCCAACUUUGGGACCGCGCAGAACGGUACUUUGAACCGAGGUAACAAUGUUGGCGAUGGAGUUCCGGUAAGUUCGAACUGA